AGCACACUAUUGGCUGGGAAUUGGCACCUGUCAAAAUACACGCAUAUUUGACAUUUGUUUUUUUUUUUAUGACACCAAACGUCAACAAUCACCAUCUUGAAAUAAAAAAUAAAAAUAAAUAAAAAACACACCGUCGUACAUCAUCAAAACUUUGACCUGUGUCACGGUUAAAUAUCGGUCAACGAGUCACCGGACCACUAAUUUACCAAAACAUUUUAUUGCCAUAUAUUCGUAAUCAUUUCAAGUGUCCCAACAUACACAUCUAAACAAAAAAAAAUAAAUACAUUAUUGUUUAAACUCCAAAAGUAUAAAUUUAAUAAAUUUAAUUCUUAAAAAAUGGCUGCUGAAAUAAAACCAGGUCCUGGUGCAAACAAUGACAAAUUUAGUACAAGUAAAAAGCCAAUAUUACUAUCAAAAUUAGAAGGUUGUAAUGACGACGUUAACGAUGCUAUAAUUAUACCAAGAGAAGAUGGUGUUAUAAGUGUUUCUGAUGACAGAACAGUUAGAGUAUGGCUUAAACGUGAUUCUGGACAAUAUUGGCCAAGUGUUUGUCAAUAUAUGUCAUCUGGUGCAACAUCAUUACAUUAUCAUGUUGAAACACAUAGAUUAUUUGUUGGUCUUGAAAAUGGUUUUAUUGAUGAAUUUUUACUUGAACAAGAUUACAAUAGAAUGACAGCAAUGCGUGAAUAUACAGCUCAUACAGCACGUGUUACUGGUAUUGUUUUUUCAUCAAUUCAUAAUUGGUUAAUGAGUGUUGGUAGAGAUAAAUUAUUUCAACUUCAUUGUUCUGAUAGUGGACAAAGAUUAACAACAUAUGGAAAAACUAAAACAAAUUAUACACUAUCUGAUAGUUGGUAUACAACAUUACAAUUUGAUGAACAAUCAAAACAUGCAUUUGUUGGUGAUUAUUCUGGUGAAAUAACAAUGUUAAAAGUUGAUAGUAAUACAAUAACAGUUGUUGCAUGUUUAAGUACUCAUAGUGGUAGUAUAAGAACACUUGAAUGGAAUUCAACAAAACAAUUAUUAUUUUCUGGUAGUUUUGAUCAAAAUAUUAUUGUAUGGGAUAUUGGUGGUAGACAAGGUAUUGCAUAUGAAUUACAUGGACAUCGUAAUAAAGUAACAGCAUUAUGUUAUUCAAGUGAUGAUAAAUUAUUAUUAUCUGGUGGUGAAGAUGGUGUUAUUGUUUGUUGGAAUAUGUUAACACCAAGACGUGAAACAACAACAUGGGAAGAAUCAGAUACUUGUCAAUCAUGUGGUAAACCAUUUUUUUGGAAUAUGAGAGCUAUGAUGGAUCAACGACAAAUUGGAUUGAGACAACAUCAUUGUAGAAAUUGUGGACGUGCAUUGUGUGCUAAAUGUACAACAAAAAGAUUACCAAUACCAAAAAUGGGAUUUGAAUUUGAAGUUAGAGUUUGUGAUCCUUGUCAUAUACAAUUAAAAGCUGAAAAUCAAAUACCAAUGGCAUCAUUUCACGAUGCAAAACACAGCAUUACUGCAAUGGAUUUAGAUAUUUCACGUAAAAAACUACUUACAGUUGGUCAAGAUCGAGUUAUUAAAAUAUGGGAUAUAACUGCACUUCUUCAGCCAUAAAAAUAAAAUUUACUUCAAGUCAAAUAAUAGAAGAAAAUUUAAUAAAUGGUAAAUGCUUAACUUUGCAUUAUUUGAAUGAGGAAACAUAUA
This is a messenger RNA of Aphidius gifuensis, 1680 nucleotides long. RefSeq names its product WD repeat and FYVE domain-containing protein 2 (gene Wdfy2). The coding region runs from base 337 to 1590 and encodes 417 amino acids. The transcript has 3 exons. NCBI's taxonomy places the organism in Eukaryota, Metazoa, Arthropoda, Insecta, Hymenoptera, Braconidae. The record is from RefSeq and is a predicted model, not a curated record. Gene Ontology annotation, molecular function: protein binding; metal ion binding.